Pseudoliparis swirei is the source of this 1791-nucleotide messenger RNA. RefSeq names its product glutamate receptor U1-like. The transcript has 10 exons. Bases 137 to 1531 code for a protein of 464 amino acids. Gene Ontology annotation, cellular component: plasma membrane; postsynaptic membrane; dendritic spine. The record is from RefSeq and is a predicted model, not a curated record. Lineage: Eukaryota; Metazoa; Chordata; Actinopteri; Perciformes; Liparidae. Gene Ontology annotation, biological process: modulation of chemical synaptic transmission; synaptic transmission, glutamatergic; monoatomic ion transport. Gene Ontology annotation, molecular function: transmitter-gated monoatomic ion channel activity involved in regulation of postsynaptic membrane potential; AMPA glutamate receptor activity.
CAUAUAAACCCCCACGAGGGUCUUCUGCACACAACCCCUCCCCGCCGCUCUCCUGCAGCACUUUUCCUGCAGCCCUCACUCUCAAAGGUCUUUAAUUCACGUUGCGGCUGACGUCGAUACUGAGAGUCGUGGAAACAUGACGGGCUUCGUGGCUUUGUUCUUCUGCGUGGCGGCGCUGACUGCGUGGAGGGUCCCUGCAGAUGCCAAGGAGUUGACCAUUACCACCAUCAAGCAAGAGCCGUACACCAUGAGCCGCGGCGGCGGCGGCUCUGAGCUGGAGGGCUACUGCGUGGAUCUGAUCUCGGAGCUAUCCAAGGCGCUGGGCUUCAGGUACAAACUGAGCCUGGUGAAGGACAACCGCUACGGAGCCAUGGACGCCAGCGGCGCCUGGAGCGGCAUGAUCGGGGAAGUCAUCAGAGGGGAGGCCGACCUGGCGGUGGCUCCGCUGACCCUCACCGCGACCAGAGAGACGGCGGUGGACAUGACCACGCCCUUCAUGCAGACGGGCAUCAGCUUCCUGCUGCGCAGAGACUCCGCCUCCGAGGAGAGCGGCUUCAGCGUGCUGGCGCCGUUCUCCACCGACAUGUGGGUCGGCGUCCUGGUCGCCUUCCUGCUGACGGGCCUCUGCAUCUUCCUGGUGGGCAGGAUCAGUCCCACUGAAUGGGCGGAGCCCGACACAGAGGAGCACAGCUUCACACUGCUGCACAGCUUCUGGUACAUCACUGGAGCUCUCACCCUGCAAGGUGCCGGUCCUCACCCGAAAGCCGCGUCCGGACGUCUGAUCGGCGCCACCUGGUGGCUGUUUGCCGUACUGCUUCUGGCCUGCUACUUCGGCAACUUAAGCUCCUCGUUGCACUCCGGCGACAAACACGUCUCCAUCCGGACCUUUGAGGACCUGGCCAACCAGGACGGGGUGGACUACGGCACCGUGGAGGCCGGCUCCACCAUGUCCUUCUUCAAGAAUUCCAACAACCCCGUGUACCGGCGCAUCUACGAGCACAUGGAGCGCAAGAAGAGCUACGUGUCCAGCAUGGGGGAGGGCGUGCGCCUCGCUCAGGGCGGGAACUUCGCCUUCAUCGGCGAGGCCGUGUCCCUGGACCUGGCGGUGGCUCGCCACUGUGAGCUGAGACGCUCGGAGGACGCCAUCGCCAUGAGAGCCUACAGCGUCGCGGCGCCUCUGGGCUCCCCGCUGGUCAAGAACCUGACCGUGGCCAUCCUCCAGCUCAGUGAGUCGGGCGAGCUGGCGUACCUGCGUCAGAAGUGGUGGGCCAGCAGCUGCGUGGCCGGCGACCGGGCCCACGGCGCCGAGGCCCUGCGGCCCCACGAGCUGCGGGGCCCCUUCCUGCUGCUCGCCCUGGGGCUCGGCGCCGGGCUCCUGCUCGCCCUGCUGGAGCUCGUCUCCAGGGCCCGCGGCCGGGCGAAGGAGAGCAAGAAGUCGUGCUGCUCGGUGAUGACGUCAGAGCUGAACCGGCGGUUCGGCUGCAAGGCGGCGAGCGGCGAGCAAGACGAGCCGGACAGGAGCAAAGCCUGAAGGAAGAGUUCACAUGUCGGAGACGAGGAGCCUCCGCCACUAACUUCCUUUGUUUCCAUAGUGACAGCCAUGUGUUGUGUUGACCACAUGGGGCUAGCAGCUAGCGGCUAGCAGCUCGUUGUACCGCGUAGAAGAAGCCAAGAGACUUGUGUGUUGUAGGAUAUCCACAUCACCUUACUGACUUACUUUUUGAACUGGAAUAGUUUUAUAACAGUUUGUAUUUGCUUGUAUGUUCUAAAUAAAAACUACAAUAUCCCAAA